Messenger RNA from Phaethon lepturus (White-tailed tropicbird), 2209 nucleotides. RefSeq names its product heat shock transcription factor 2 (gene HSF2). The transcript has 12 exons. The coding region runs from base 74 to 1555 and encodes 493 amino acids. The record is from RefSeq and is a predicted model, not a curated record. Gene Ontology annotation, molecular function: DNA-binding transcription factor activity; sequence-specific DNA binding. NCBI's taxonomy places the organism in Eukaryota, Metazoa, Chordata, Aves, Phaethontiformes, Phaethontidae. Gene Ontology annotation, biological process: regulation of DNA-templated transcription.
CCAGAGUUUCUUGGUGUUGGAUGAACAGAGGUUCGCAAAAGAGAUUCUUCCCAAGUACUUCAAGCACAACAACAUGGCAAGCUUUGUCAGACAGUUAAACAUGUAUGGCUUCCGUAAAGUUGUCCAUGUUGAUUCUGGGAUUGUAAAACUGGAGCGAGAUGGUCCAGUAGAGUUUCAGCACCCAUAUUUUAAGCAGGGCCGGGAGGACUUGUUGGAACACAUUAAAAGGAAGGUUUCUUCUUCAAGACCUGAAGAAAACAAGAUACGUCAAGAAGAUCUCUCCAAAAUAAUAAGUAGUGCUCAAAAAGUGCAAACUAAACAAGAGACUAUUGAAUCUCGAUUGUCUGCUUUGAAGACGGAGAAUGAAUCCCUUUGGAGGGAAGUGGCAGAACUGAGAGCAAAACACUUGCAACAACAGCAAGUUAUUCGGAAGAUUGUACAAUUUAUUGUUACCUUGGUGCAGAAUAACCAACUAGUGAGCCUAAAACGCAAGAGGCCGCUACUUCUGAACACUAAUGGACCUACAAAGUCGAAUGUAUUUCAGCAAAUUGUGAAAGAACCAGCUGACAGUAACCACCAUGUACCUCUCAACAGAAAUGAGGGCUUAAAACAAAGGGAACAGAUUUCAGAUGACAUUAUUAUUUAUGAUGUCACUGAGGAUGUGGGUGAUGAAGAAAAUCCCAUGGAUGAUGAAGAAAAUCUUCCUGUUACACCAGAAGCAAAUGAAGAUACCACUUCAGAUUCUUCCAACUGUAGUCAUUCUCCCGAUAUUGUAAUUGUGGAAGAUGAUAACGAAGAAGAAUAUGCCCCUGUAAUUCAAGGGGAUAAAAGCACAGAAUCAGUUGCUCUCUCAGCUAAGGAUCCCCUCAGCCCUGUCAGUGAUAGUACAAGUCCACUCAUGUCAAGUGCUGUGCAGCUGAAUAACCAGUCAACUUUAACUGCAGAAGAUCCGGUCUCAGUGAUGGAUUCCAUACUCGAUGAGAAUGGAGUAAUUUCACAGAACAUAAAUCUUCUUGGAAAAGUUGAACUUCUGGAUUAUCUUGACAGUAUCGACUGCAGUUUAGAGGACUUCCAGGCUAUGUUAUCGGGACGACAGUUCAGCAUAGAUCCAGAUCUCCUGGUCGAUCUUUUUACAAGCUCCGUGCAGAUGAAUCCCACAGAUCAUAUCACUAAUACCAAAAUGGAGACAAAGGGAAUAGAAACUACCAAGAAUAAUGAUGGUCCAGCAGCUUCACAGGAAACACAAGUUUCUAAGCCCAAAUCAGAUAAGCAGCUCAUACAGUACACUGCGUUUCCUCUCCUUGCAUUCCUGGAUGGGAACCCAGGUGCCGCCGUCGACAGCGGGAGCUUCACCACCGAAACUCCUUCCUCUGUCGACAAACCCCUGGGAGUGGAUGAGCUGCUGGAGAGCAGCCUGGACCCCCAGCCCACCCAGAGCAAGCUGGUGCGGCUAGAGCCUCUGACAGAAGCAGAAGCAAGCGAGGCCACGCUCUUCUAUCUAUAUGAACUUGCCCCAGCACCCAUGGACACAGACAUGCCCUUCUUGGAUAACUGAUGUAAUGGGGACUCUGUAUAUAGUCAUGAAGAUGAACUAUUUAUUUAGAAUAUUGUUUGGUAUCUUGAGUUUUUUUGUAAAUCACUUUAUGUAACCAGAUAACAUGGAAUCUAACAUACCUUUCCUGUUACUUCCUACAAGCAGUCCUUUGACUACACAGUUAGACAAGCUGUUAAGACACAGUUGGCAAUACCAAGCCAGGCUCUUACCAUACUGCUGUCACAUGCUUGGUAUUACACAUAUCACUAACUGUCCCAGGUAGCUGAACACUUGUUAAGAGUAAGCUUUGUUUUAUUAUUUCCUAUCCUUCUGGUCCUACAUAUGAUGAUGUAAACUAGUAGUGUAUGGUUAGGGAGCACUGACUUUCUGUAUCUUGGAUUUUUUCUAUUUUUUACAACACUUUGUUUAACAAGCGUGAGGCUUUUUUGGGGUGGGGGGGCCAGGACCUGAUGUAGGCUUUUUUUUUUCCCUGCUUGAACUGGGAACAAAGUGCCUGUACCUUGCUGAAUCGUGGUUCUGCCUUACUUUCACUUCAGCGGAAGUGCUUACACAUAGCACAGAUGGGGGAAAGCUCUUGUCAGCCGCCAGGCCCUUAACUGCAUGAGUACUCUGAACCUGGACCAUCCACUCCCAUAAAAUAAAUGUUACUUAAGU